Molecule: messenger RNA, 2068 nt
Organism: Aedes albopictus (Asian tiger mosquito)
Lineage: Eukaryota; Metazoa; Arthropoda; Insecta; Diptera; Culicidae
Product: probable cytochrome P450 6a13
Exons: 7
Coding region: 56-1579 (507 amino acids)
Molecular function (GO): oxidoreductase activity, acting on paired donors, with incorporation or reduction of molecular oxygen; iron ion binding; monooxygenase activity
Source: RefSeq, a predicted model, not a curated record
AAGUCACCGUAGUAAUCACAUCGACCACGCAGUGCCUAGAGUGGUCCACAGCAAAAUGAUAAUCACCGUUACUUUUCUGAUCGGAUUGCUCUACACCAAUCCGUUGGCGUUCUUCGCGGUUCUGGCAGCAGGUUUACUGGUGCGGGAGCUUUUGAAGUAUCAUUUCCGGUAUUGGGAGUUGCAAAAUGUGUCCGGUCCGAAACCUUCGCUGAUUUUUGGGAACAUCGCAUCGAAUAUAUUCUUGAGACAACAUUUUGCCGAGAUGAUCGACGAGUGGUACAGCAAAUUCCCGAACGCCCCCUUCAUCGGCUACUUCAAAAUCUUCAAACCAUCGGUGCUGAUCCGGGACCCAGAAAUGAUCAAGAACGUUCUGGUGCGAGAUCAAUCGUGCUUCUCGGCGAAUGAUUUCGCUUUUGACGAGAAAUUGGACCCCCUGUUGGCCCACAACCCAUUCAUGGUGGAGGGUGAGCGGUGGAAAAAGUCUCGGCAGCUGCUGACUCCGAUAUUCACCGGGAGCAAGAUGAAGCAACUGUUUCCGAUAAUGGACGAAAUCAGUGGCAAAUUUGUGGACUUUAUCGGACGACAGUGCGGUCGCGAAGUGGAAGCUAAAUCGAUAUCGGCUGCCUAUACGACCCAGAAUGUUGCCGGGUGUGCGUUCAGCUUGGAUGCGGAAUGUUUUGAGAACCCGAACAGCGAAUGGCGGGUGAUGGGCAAGAAGAUCUUCCAGCCGACGUUCUUGGCGGGGAUCAAGUUUAUGCUGAUGCUGUUCGUGCCAUACGUGACCAAGCUGAUUCCGGUUCCAUUCUUACCUAGGGAGGUUGACCGAUGGAUGCGGAACUUGGUUUCCACUCUGCUAAAAGAGCGACAAACUAAACAACCAGAGAGAGAUGAUCAGCUGCAGUCACUGUUAAAAACCAAAUCAGCUGAACUCACGGAAGAGAUGAUCGCUGGUCAUUCUCUUGCUUUCUUCUCCGAAGGAUUUGAAACAUCCAGUACUACGAUGGGAUUUGCCAUCCUCCAUUUGGCAGAAAAUCCGGAUGUCCAGGAAAAACUGUACCAGGAAAUUCAACGUACUAUCGGUACGAACGACUCCCCACUCACCUUCGAUCUGGUACAGCAGAUCGAUUAUCUAGAUUGGGUCCUACAGGAAAGCCUACGGAUAACACCACCUGCCGCAGGCCUGCAGAAGCUUUGCACCAAAUACUACUGUCUGAAGCAUGAAGUCGACGGCAAGCAAGUGGGAACGUGGAUCAAACCUGGAACCACAGUAUUGAUUCCGAUUGUGGCCGUGCACAUGGACCCCAAAUACUUCCCGGAACCGAAGAAGUUCCGCCCCGAACGGUUCAGCCCGGAGGAGAAAGCUCAACGUACUCUUCCGGUGUAUUUCCCCUUCGGCGAUGGUCCUCGGAUGUGCCUGGGAAUGCGAUUCGCUCAAAUUCAAAUUAAAGUUGGUUUGCUGAAGUUGGUUCAGAACUUCCGAGUUCGUGUAUCGCCUACCUACAAGCCGUGGCAGUACAGUAGGAACACAUUCUUGACCGAAGCCAAGGAUGGGUUGCAGGUGGUGUUCGAACGACGUUGAUAUUAUUAUUUAGUUCCGCAAUAAGUUUGAAUGAAUUAAAGCUCGAAUUAAAAACAAAGUUCAAACGUCGGUGUUGACUCGAAUGAUGCUAAUCUUCAUCGGAAGUGUAAACAGAAAUCUAGCUAAUUGAUGCACACAGGAGUUAAUUUUGAUUCCUAUGAAGCACUCCAACUUCCGAGCCAAGCCAAUGCAAGCAAGCAUCAGAACGAGUCAACAUUGCAGCUCUCUCCAAUGAUGUUGAAAGGAAAAGCCAGAAAAGCUACCGCCAGCUCGUGUGGGUGUCUCUCUGGCUGGGUUGGAUGUUUGCUUGGCAGUCUACUUCGUUCGUGUGCUUCCUGUUUGUCGGGUGCUGAUGACAACGGUGGCUGAAGAAGCCGGAUGCAGAAGGCACUUCAAUUAGUAUCUAUUUUUACGCGGUGAUAGUUCCGUCAUGAAGGCUCCCGAUGAUGAUGUUUGGGUUAGAUCUUAAUUGAGUGGAAAUAUUUGGCU